Messenger RNA from Penicillium cosmopolitanum, 1605 nucleotides. Its product is annotated as fungal specific transcription factor domain-containing protein. The record is from RefSeq and is a predicted model, not a curated record. Gene Ontology annotation, biological process: positive regulation of transcription from RNA polymerase II promoter by galactose; DNA-templated transcription. The transcript is spliced from 6 exons. Gene Ontology annotation, molecular function: RNA polymerase II cis-regulatory region sequence-specific DNA binding; zinc ion binding; DNA-binding transcription factor activity, RNA polymerase II-specific. Gene Ontology annotation, cellular component: nucleus. NCBI's taxonomy places the organism in Eukaryota, Fungi, Ascomycota, Eurotiomycetes, Eurotiales, Aspergillaceae. Bases 1 to 1605 code for a protein of 534 amino acids.
AUGCAGAAGAUUCUAAGCUAUUAUUACCCUGAUACCGAACUUGAUGUUCCGACGCUGCGGACCAUUGCAUCAGAGUGCGCCAGCGGCCAGCUCCUCGCCCACCCGAACCCGGUUAAAUUUCAAGACACCCAUGCCAAGAUGGCUCCCGGAACUGUUCAUAAAAGCACGCUUAUUAGCGAAAUGCCUCCUCAAACCGAAGACGAUUCCGCGGUGCAAGAAAUUGUUCAACUCCACGAAGAGUACGGCUGCAUGUUGGCUGACGCACGCGGCGAGUAUCGCUACAUCGGAGCAGACGCUGGUGUUAGUUUCAACAGUGCAGUCCGAGACAUGAAGAGUCCUGAUGGACCCAUCCGAGGCGGCGAGCGCGUUAUCAUUUCCCCUUUGCGAAAGGUCACUCUUCCAAAGCCCACGCCUCAACCGGGGGGGGUCAGCGGAGAAGACUACCUGGACAUGGCGAAAGCUUUACUCUCUGACGUAUGCGAUGAAGCGAGCCUUGACAGUCUAAGGGGAUUGAUUCUACUUGCUCUUGCUUCGCAAACUCAUGCUUUUUUGAACUCGGCCUACCUCUAUGCUGGGAUUGCUGUCCGAAUAGCAUUCUCCCUUGGUCUACAUCUCGAUAAAUAUUUCACUCCCAGUCCGGUCGAGAAGCAGCAUGCACGUAGGUUAUGGUGGUCCUUGGACAUAUUUGAUCAGGACGUUGCACACAGAGUUGGGAAGCCUUCGAUGAUUGGAAGUCUCGAAAAUGUGUCAUGCAAACCAGCACUGCCUUUGGAAGAGGUAUUUACAGCUAUUGACCGUGUCGAAGCGUAUCUUAAAGCUAAACUGAACUCAGAUACUCAACCCGGGCCCCCAACCCCUGCUGGAUACCUUGAGCUCGCUUCAUCGCUCACACAACUUACCAAGGCUAUGCGUCACAACCUGUACAUUGGACCUCUUGAAGGUGGAAAGAGGUUGACUUUAUAUGCAUUCACCACUAUGCUAGACUUGCUGCGGGAAUGGCAUGCUGGUGUCCCGUCGUAUCUGCAAUACGACGCCCCCGCUCCUCCGUUACAUAGGAGACCUCUGUGCUUUCUGCAUCUGCGAUACUGGAACCUGGUCAUACUCUCUAGCCGGCCAUUCCUGCUCUGUAGCCUUUUGCGUCGAGAGCAGCUACAACAGAACUCGAACUCCCGAUCCUUCGAGGAAUUUAGUGACAUAUGUAUUGGCGCUGCCGGACAUUCAUUGACCAUACUGCAGAAGAUGAUGGAUGAGCAUACACUCUCCAGCCUAUUGAUAUCCGACUUUUAUUUUGUCCUUGAUCUCAUUCAGAUCUUGCUAGUUGCAUUCGCACUCCGAGGCUCCCAAAGUUUCCUUCACCAAGCCACGAAUGUUCCUGAAACAUUGAACGAACUCCGGGAAUGGGGUGUUCUGAGUGGGCCCUCAGACAGCUCCAGCGCACCGCAGAAUCAAGACGUCUCAGGCGUUGAGAUGGAGCCAGAUAACGGACUUUAUGAAGCAAUGUUUAACCUUGGUGACCUUACAGAGGGCGACAUUGCCUCUGCUGAUUUCGGAUAUAUGGUUGGCGAGAACGACGAUUUACUCAUGCAGCAGAUGCUUGAAUUCUGA